GUUCAUAUGUGGAGGGUGUAGCAUAGUUGGUAAGCGAAGUUCCAGCUACCCAACUUUGACUAAAACUCACAGGGGACUACUCUUCUUUGAUCAUAUCACCCAAUUUUAAGCCCCUUCUCCUUUUCUCCCUCGGGGGCACCCUCGAAACUCUCAUUAUUCGCUCAAAAAGCUCAGAAAAAUUAAAAAGGGGCGACAAAUUUGGCAAUUUUUUAACCGAGGUGGGGGUGGGGGAAGAAAAAAUUGUAUCUUUUUUGUUUGUAGGAAUGAAGAGAGCGAUAAAAUUAGUAUCUUGUGAACUGUAAAAAUUGAUCGUUUGAUUCAUGCCCCUUUUUGUGGGUUUACUUCAAAUUGCUGCUUAAUUUGUGUAGGAAUUGGAAGGGGGAAAAAAAAAUUGCAUCUUUAGUUUAUAGUGAAGGAUAUUUAUUUGUCUGGAACCUUUCUGUUUAGCUUUACAACUUGAUUGUUUGAUUUAUUUAUUUAUUUUCGUGGGUUUGCUCAAUUUGCCACAAAUGUGUAUGUGGUUAGAAAAAAAAAAAUUGCAUCUUUUAGCUUAUGGGAACGAGAUUAAUUUGUUGGAACCUCUAUCAACUGUUUAAAUUUGUCAUUUUAUUCAUGUUCUUUGGUGGAUUUAGUCCAAUUUGCCGCGGAAUUUUUGUAUGGAUAGAAAAAUUGCAUCUUUUAAUUGUAGGGAAGGAUAGUUUCUGGAGUACGGAGUAUCUUCGAAGAGUUGAGGAGAUUCAAAAGGAAAAGAAAAGCAGAUGCUUACUUUGCAGUAGUGUUUAAUUAGCAAAUUUACUGCUAGAGGGAAAAAAGAGGAGGGGGGGGAAAUAUGUCCAGAAAAAAAAUUAAGACCAACUUAAACUGGAGAAAGAUCACUUUUUUGGCUUACUUUUCAUUAUUUCUGGAGGAUUCUUUUUCAUUAUAGCCGGUCAUUUGUGCGAUAUAUGCGAUAUUCGAGUAGAGAUGUUAAUGGGUUAUGUUUCCCUUUGACCCAAUUAAGUAAACAGCAAAAGAACUCUACAUUUGAUGUUGGUAUGUUCUUUUCAGAAUGCAGUGAUUCACAAAUGUAUGCGAUUUCACCCUGUUAGUAGAUCUUUUCUCGUAUUCGAAAUUACGGAUUCUGACAUCCGAUUGUUCUGGGAUCUGAUUUUCCUCUUUUUUCAAUUUAACCUCGUGUUUGAACUGUGGAUUUACUGUUUGAUUUCAGGAGUUUCAGAAGAAAAAAAAAAAAAAAGAAACUCCGAGGCCGCUUUUAGUUUACAGCUAUGAAGUGCUUCCCUUUCCUGAAUGGAGGGAGCAGUAAGGAAGAGCCCAUUAUAAAGUCCUCUUCAGUUCGCUCUAUUAGCACUACAUCGACCGAUCGUGAAACGAGGCGGUCAGGUUCCGAGCUAAAUUCACAAAAUGUUUCCGACUUGAGCUCGGAGUCUCUUGUGAGGAAUCAGUACCCAAGCUUCUCUCAGAGGCCUAGUAAUCUUAGGGCUUUUACGUUUUCUGAGUUGAAGAGUGCCACGAAGAACUUUAGCCGCUCGCUUAUGGUCGGAGAAGGCGGAUUCGGGUGUGUGUACAGAGGCUCGAUCAAGGGAUCUGAAGAAUCGCACGAGAGGAUAGAGAUUGCUGUUAAACAGUUAAACCGCAAAGGGCUGCAGGGACACAAGGAAUGGCUGACCGAAGUAAAUGUUCUUGGGGUGGUCGAGCAUCCAAAUCUUGUCAAAUUAAUAGGUUAUUGUGCUGAUGACGAUGAACGAGGAAUACAACGGCUAAUUGUGUAUGAAUACAUGCCUAACAGAAGUGUGGAGGAUCAUUUGUCGACUCGCUCGGCUACAACUCUUUCGUGGCCCAUGAGAAUAAAAGUAGCUCUUGAUGCAGCUCGUGGCUUGACAUACUUGCACGAGGAAAUGGAUUUUCAGAUUAUUUUUCGAGAUCUUAAAACAUCCAACAUUCUCUUGGAUGAGAACUGGAAUGCAAAAUUGUCCGACUUUGGAUUGGCUAGACAAGGACCGGGCGAAGGUUUGAGCCAUGUGUCUACAGCGGUUGUAGGAACUCUUGGCUAUGCUGCACCAGAAUACAUGAAAACGGGCCGCCUCACCGCCAAGAGCGAUAUUUGGAGCUACGGGGUCGUCCUCUACGAGCUCAUCACUGGCCGUCGGCCGAUAGACCGAAACCGCCCAAAAGGCGAGCAGAAGCUCCUAGAAUGGGUCAAGCCGUACAUAACCGACGCAAAGAAGUUUCCUAUAAUAAUAGACUCGAGGCUCGAAAGCCGAUACUCUUUAAAGUCGGCGGUAAGACUCGCGAGUGUGGCGAACAAGUGCCUGGUCCGGGCACCAAAGUCUCGGCCCAAGAUGAGUGAGUUGCUGGAGAUGGUAAAAGAUGUAGUGGAAAGUGCGGGGACGGGGAAUCCGCAGCCCCCUAUUAAGAAUGUGCCGUCGAAAGAAUCGGCAUCGCAAGAAAAAAAGAAAGGAGGGUUGAAGAGAAGGGUUAAGGAUUUAAAGAUGGGCGAAAGAACGCGAUUAGCAUGGGAGGGGUGGAUGCCAAAGCUUAUAAGGACUUGAUGAUGAUGAUGAGAUAAAGAUGAUAAUGUUGUUCGUCAGAAGAGUAUAUAGUGGGCUUAGAAUACUAUUGAUAGCAGCAAGUGUUUGCUACUAUCAACUUUUUUACAUCGGUAGUUAUACGACCGUACGUAGCGCAGUUGGUUGAAAGCUUGAUGGUUGGUACUCGAGAUUCCAAGUUCGAAGUCUAGUUGCUUCAUAUUUCUAGCUAAGUUCAUUUCUGGUACUUUUCUGUCACUCUCUCAAAAAAGAAAAAAAAAAAAGUUUUUUGACCUUGGAUGCUUAGGGUUUGGGCUUUGGUGAUAGUACUAUAUAUAUUAUAGAUCCAAGGAUUAAAAAGUUGAUAGUACCAAGUAUUUUGCUACGUACAGUCAAUAGUAUUCUAGUUCAACUCAAGAAUGUAUAUGCUUCUUAUUAUCACGACUCUUUGGCCAAUUUUUCUCUUCUUUUUCUUUUGGUUUUUGGUGGGAGGGGAAGAGGUUGCACAUGUGUAGAGUGUUUGUGGGGCUUGGGAGGUGUAGUAGUGUUAAAUAUUGUAAUGCUCUUUUCUGAGAUAACAAUAUUGAAAGAUGAAAAACAGUUGCCUCUUGAUGUGCUCUGAGAUU
This is a messenger RNA of Ananas comosus (pineapple), 3151 nucleotides long. Its product is annotated as probable serine/threonine-protein kinase PBL19. The coding region runs from base 1266 to 2549 and encodes 427 amino acids. Gene Ontology annotation, molecular function: protein kinase activity; ATP binding. The record is from RefSeq and is a predicted model, not a curated record. Gene Ontology annotation, biological process: protein phosphorylation. NCBI's taxonomy places the organism in Eukaryota, Viridiplantae, Streptophyta, Magnoliopsida, Poales, Bromeliaceae. The transcript has 5 exons.